AAAAAAAAUAAAAAAAAAAGGAGGAGGCGAGGAGGAGGAGGAAAGCAAGAACAGACUAGAGUCUCUCUCCCAAGCUCUCUCACCAAUGGCAGAAACAACAAACAAACAACCGUCUGACGAAGAAGAAGAAGAAGAUUACAUGGGCGACCUCUCUCAGUUCCUUCCUCCCGAAACCACUGCCCCCUCAAAAUCUUCGGUAAAGGAUUUGCAAGAUAUAUUGAUAAAGCUGAGAGAGGAAUAUCAAUACUGCCUCUUCUGUGGAUGUCAAUAUGAAUCAAUGGAAGCACUCUUAUCCAACUGCCCAGGAACAAAUGAAGAUGACCAUUGAAAGAUUGUUCCUAAUAACACGAAUUUGUUCCACUACAUAACUUCCAGAAGAAGAUGCUACUUUGCCCAAGUUAGGUAUGGAUCGAUUUGUCCUCGAUGGAAGGUUGUUUAUUUCAAGUGGGUGAUUUUUAACUGAUCUGAUAGUCUCUUUUUGAGAGUGCUCAAAAGCGGAAGGCAACCAAACCAAGCUUUCAGAUAUCAAAGUGAUCAUCAGUUCAGUUGAUGUAAAGGAGGAAAAAAACACCAUACAUAUGCAUUUUUCGGUGCAAACCAAGCUUUAUAGGGGAGGAUAGUGUUUGCUGGGCUCCCCUCACAACACGAGCAAUUUUUGUACAUGAAAAGGACCUCCUUACGUGUUUAAUGACAGUGCCUUGUGUUAAAAACUUUGGCAAACAUGGACUUAUCUUGGUGUUUGACUUGAAAGAACUUAGAAAUUCAUGAACUGGUAUUAUACUAUGUUUAAAGAUUCCCUAUUAAUAUAUGCAGUGUUAAUUUUGUAAUUCCUCA
Messenger RNA from Camellia sinensis, 834 nucleotides. NCBI's taxonomy places the organism in Eukaryota, Viridiplantae, Streptophyta, Magnoliopsida, Ericales, Theaceae. The record is from RefSeq and is a predicted model, not a curated record.